AUGUUUGCUAACCACCCAGCAAUACAUUUUCUGUAUCAAUAUUCAGUUUCAUUUUUGUUUCAGUUUGUGGCUCAUUCAAACGUCCAACAACUGCUGGCCUCCAUCUGGUAUGAAGGCUUACCGGGCUUCCGACGCAAGAACAUGGUGCUGCAGGCUUUCGAAAUCGUCCGCAUCGGCAUCCUGUUCCCGUUCUUCAGCGCCGCUUAUAUUGUGGCGCCACAUUCUGUGAUUGGGCAGACCAUGCGUAAACCCUUCAUCAAGUUCAUAUGUCAUUCAGCAUCCUACUUAGUGUUUUUAUUUAUGUUAAUUUUGGCGUCGCAGCGGCAGUUUCUGCAGUCCUUUCUUGGUUUGCAAGAAGAAGAUGAAGAGUUGGCAACUCGUCGUGGUGCUAAACCGUCCUUAGUAGAGUGGAUUAUACUUUCAUACGUUGGUGGUAAGCAAAUUAUAUAA
Messenger RNA from Acanthoscelides obtectus, 450 nucleotides. Lineage: Eukaryota; Metazoa; Arthropoda; Insecta; Coleoptera; Chrysomelidae. The record is from the annotation of a GenBank genome assembly.